UAAAAGUCAUUUGUAAAAUUUAUUUAAUUGUACGAUUUGAAUAAAAAGAUAUGGACGUAUCGGUUGAGGAGUUCGUCGAUAGACUACUAAGCGAUGAAGCUUAUCAGGAACCUUCAGAUAGUGUUAAGGUCGAAGAGGUUGAAACGCAGAUGAGAUUGCCGGAAUGGUUUGACGAAAAAAAGUACAAUCAGGGAAGGCGUUUCUUUUCGGAUUUUUGUUUUGCAUUUUCGAUGGUAAAUGUGUUGGGUCUCAUCGGGGUCUACUCCGUUCCCACUAUACUCGCCGUCCUAGUGGGCAGUCGCCGUUCCAACUCUCCGUACACGGCUUACAAAAGAUAUUCUUCAACGUUCAUGCAUAUUACCACUUGGCUAAAACACGAAUUAAAACCUGGGACAGUAUCUUGGAAAUCAUUAUACACAGUCAGAUGUCGCCACGUACAAGCUGGUCGAGCGGCCAGACUCAAGGGGAAAGGCACGGUUUCACAGAGAGAUUUGGCCAUCACGCUAUUUAGUGGUUUUGGAUUUGCUUUUCUUAAACCCGACAAGUUCUCCAUUCGCCAAAUAGAAGAAGGUGAUUGGGAAGCGGGUAUUCACUUCUGGAGAGUCAUUGGAUACAUGAUAGGGUUGCAAGAUAUGUACAACAUUUGCCGAGAAUCAAUUGAGGAGACCCGUGAAAUAUUGCAGAGGAUUGUAGAUAGGGUAUUCACCCCGUGUUUAGAGAACGUUCCAGAAUAUUUCGAGCAUUUAAGUCACGUGACCGUCGAUGGCUUGCAAGCCAUUAACAGUGGGUUAGAAAAAAGUUCUCUUCUGUAUUGGACAAGAUAUAUAGCCGAUGUUCCUGGCUACAUUUACACGGAAAAAGAGCGGAUUGCUUUACAAGAUAAGUUGAGGACCCAUCUAAAGGGCAAGUCACCUGAUACUGGCGUCGAGUCAAGAGCGAUUAUAGAAAAAAGCGCUAUAAAAGGGCUGCCGGACAUACCCUCUCGAACCUUAUACCUUCACGAUUUCAACUCCUUGGAAACUGCGCCCGCGUACAAAGCACUUCCUAUCAUUGGAAAAUAUAAACUGGCCAUUAUAUACAUCACGUUCGCCUUCUACUCAACGAGCAUAGGACGAGUGUUACUAAACCUUCAGUACAGAUGGACACUAUUCAUCGGUACAUAUUUACCAUACGUUGCCAUGUGGAGGUACGGUGUGAAGAACGCUUUCAUCAACCUCUUUAAAGAAAGUCCGUACGAUAACACGACUCCUAAGCCCAAUUCAGAAUAUUACAGAACCCAACCUCCCGAGCCUUGGUACAAGUUUCUCCUGGCUUUAUUCUGGUAACUGGUAACUGCAGUGGCUCCCCUUGAAACCAAAAACCAAAAUUAUAUAUCCAAAUAUACAAGAACUUUUCAAUCGGCAUUUUACAGAAGUAUUCUAAAAAAAUAUAUAUAAGCGCACCGGCUUGGAAUGUAGAUUCAAUUGAGAAGAAUCGGCAAGAAACUCUUUUCCUGCAUUUCAAAUACUAAGUUAGUUGAGCUGUUCUGUAGGAACGAACUUGAACCUCACCGCGGAACACGAUAUUGAAAGGUCAUAUAUUGACAUGCGACACUGACUGUAAUACUUAUUACAUUGAGGAUAGUACGUACACGCGUCUAAAUAGUGAGUCAGCGUAAAUCGGUUUUUAUCGGUUACAUUGUAAGUUCUUCCAGAAGAGCACUACUGAUAUUGCUAUUAUAUUAACCCUACAAAGCAUAUUUUUAAAUCG
Messenger RNA from Vanessa tameamea, 1749 nucleotides. RefSeq lists its product as uncharacterized. Lineage: Eukaryota; Metazoa; Arthropoda; Insecta; Lepidoptera; Nymphalidae. The transcript is spliced from 6 exons. The record is from RefSeq and is a predicted model, not a curated record. Bases 51 to 1325 code for a protein of 424 amino acids.